UACCGUAACUAAGGCAACGUUAAACUAGGUUCCAUCGUUUGAUGCUCAGAAACCUCAACGUUAUGGUAGGAAGGGGAGUUUUUGCAUUUAUUUGAAAAGUCAGCUUUCUUCCUUGAUAAACAAGUCAGUAGAAAAGAGGAAAUAAUGAUGGCAAACAUCGAACGCUAAGAUGUCUGCAAUAAAAUAAGAGUCUUCUAUGCUGAAUGUGCAUUAAACAGAGAAAUGGAUAAGGAGCAACCCAACACCGUCGUCUUCAACUGUUCCAAAAAAGAGCUGUUUACUGCCAAUAAUGGCUACAAAUCAAUGCAGAAACGACUGCGAGCUCAAUGGAAAAUACAAAGCAUGAAGGAGGAGCUGUCUUUGGAGAGGCUGAAGGGUGUCAAGCUGUGGAUAACUGCGGGCCCCAGGGAGAAGUUCACAGCAUCAGAGCUGGAAGUUCUGAAGCUGUUUCUGGAUGGAGGAGGAAAUGUUCUGGUCAUGCUUGGUGAAGGAGGAGAAAUGAAAUAUGACACAAAUAUCAACUUUCUUCUGGAGGAAUUUGGGAUAAUGGUCAACAAUGAUGUUGUUGUGAGGAAUGUGUACUAUAAGUACUUCCACCCAACAGAGGCACUUGUGUCCGAUGGAGUAUUGAAUAGAGAGAUUAGUAGGGCUGCUGGAAAAAUGGUCACAGGACUCAUUGAAGAUGAGAAUGUUGGAAACAACGCACAGGCUCUUACAUUUGUGUACCCGUAUGGUGCCACACUAAAUGUGAUGAAGCCUGCUGUAGCUGUUCUUUCUACUGGCUCAGUUUGCUUCCCUCUAAACAGGCCUAUCCUGGCCUUCCAUCAAGGAAAGGAGGCUGGUCGACUGGUGGUGUCAGGUUCCUGCCACAUGUUCAGUGAUCAGUUCAUAGACAAAGAGGAAAACAGCAAAAUCCUUGAUUUUGUGUUCCAGUGGCUCAUGACUGAUAAUAUUCAACUAAAUCAGAUUGAUGCUAAAGACCCAGAGAUCACAGACUACACCAUGUUGCCAGACACAGGGUGCCUGUCAGAACAGUUUAGAGAGUGUUUGCAGGAGGGUGACGAAAACCCCAGGGACUUCACCUCUCUCUUUGUUAUGCCAUUGUCUAACUUGUCCAUGGACACUUUACCUGAAGUCAUCAGUGCUUACAAGCAGCUUAAUGUCAAAGACGAGCCACUUCAGCUUAUCACACCACAGUUUGAGACCCCUCUGCCGCCACUUCAACCUUCUGUAUUUCCACCCGCCUUAAGUGAUUUGCCUCCACCUAUGCUGGAUCUAUUUGAUCUAGAUGAAACAUUCUCCUCUGAGAAAGUGCGGUUAGCACAACUCACCAACAAAUGCACAGAUGAUGAUCUUGAGUUCUAUGUGCGGAAAUGUGGUGAAAUUCUUGGGGUGACUACAAAGUUAGAUAAAGAUCAGAGGGAUGCUAAGCACAUCUUGGAACAUGUUUUCUUCCAGGUGGUUGAGUUCAAGAAACUGAAUCAGGAGCAUGAUAUGGAAACAGAAGCACAGUUCACAUCAAUGUGAUUGGAUUCAGUGGACUUGCAGACAACUCAACUCUGUCGUCAAUUUCUUGUACUGUGACAAAGCAGGCAGAUGUUUUAUCUACAAGUAAAAGAAAAUAAAGGGACUGUCACAGGAGUUGUGGACAACGCAGUAUCAACUUGAUACUGUGGUGACUGAAAAUUGUAUGAAGUAUAUAUUUUGAUAUUCUUAUAUUGUAACCCACUUAAAAAUGUUCAAUAUACUUUGACAAAUAAAAACAAAUGCUUUUAUUUAUUACAAGCUUUAAAAACUUUUUAAAAGCAUACAGAUCCAUUGCAUGUAUCCUUUACACAUGGGCCUCGUAAAAUACAAAAGGGGAUAAAGUGGAAUUGCAGAUUGUUUACAAAACGAAUUACUCAAUUCAGCAUUUUACCUUAAACAUUUAAGAGUUUUAAAUUAUGUUUGGAUUUGGCCUUUAUGUGAAAGCAGUUCAAAAGCGGUGUACAUCUCUCCAACCCCAUGAAUUAUCUCUAUAUGUAGUUUGUUUGUAAAGAGAAACUUCAGUCAGAGAGACACUUCGGCUUGUGAAUGUUGUCCUGACUGCAGUUUUGGACUUCUUGUUUGCUCCAGAGCACUGGACUCCAUUGGUGGUUUGGGGC
Molecule: messenger RNA, 2144 nt
Organism: Cheilinus undulatus (humphead wrasse)
Lineage: Eukaryota; Metazoa; Chordata; Actinopteri; Labriformes; Labridae
Gene: ift52
Product: intraflagellar transport 52 homolog (Chlamydomonas)
Exons: 14
Coding region: 223-1527 (434 amino acids)
Biological process (GO): intraciliary transport; cilium assembly
Cellular component (GO): cilium; centriole; intraciliary transport particle B
Source: RefSeq, a predicted model, not a curated record